GCNCGGCUGUAGCGGCCGGGGCGGCGGCUGCCUGCAGCUGUCAGCGCCCGCUCCUCGGGGGCCGGGUCGGGCCCGUCAGCUCCUCACGGGAAGCACCGAAGGCACAGCGGUGCCCGCUCGCUUCCUCCCCCCAAAAUCCUUUUCCUUCCGCCCGCCCGUCGCUGACAUCCUCCUCCGGCCGCCUCUUCUCCCCGGGCUGCGCGGCCCGCGCCGCCUCAGCGAGCGCUGCGCACAUCCGAGCCUGCAGCACCGAGCGAAUGUAUGAAAACAUGUCCACAAUGGUGUACCUAAAGGAAGAGAAGUUGGAGAAGCUCACUCAAGAUGAAAUCAUUGCCAAAACUAAGCAAGUGAUUAAUGGACUAGAGGCACUGAAGAAUGAACACAAUUCAAUUUUACAGAGCUUACUUGAAACACUGAAAUGUUUGAAGAAAGAUGAUGAAACGAAUCUGGUUGAAGAAAAAUCAAACAUGAUUCGAAAGUCACUGGAGAUGCUGGAGCUUGGCCUUAGUGAAGCACAGGUAAUGAUGGCCUUGUCAAAUCACUUAAAUGCAGUGGAAUCAGAGAAGCAAAAACUGCGUGCUCAGGUUCGCCGACUAUGCCAGGAAAAUCAGUGGCUACGGGAUGAGCUGGCCAAUACACAACAGAAACUACAGAAAAGUGAGCAAUCUGUGGCUCAACUGGAGGAAGAAAAGAAGCAUCUAGAAUUCAUGAAUCAAUUAAAAAAAUAUGACGAUGACAUUUCGCCAUCAGAGGAUAAAGAUACAGAUUCCACCAAAGAGCCUUUGGAUGACUUAUUUCCCAAUGAUGAAGAUGACCAAGGACAGGGAAUUCAACAGCAGCAUAGCAGUGCAGCAGCUGCUGCCCAGCAAGGUGGCUAUGAAAUUCCGGCAAGAUUAAGGACCCUCCAUAAUCUUGUUAUUCAGUAUGCUUCCCAAGGUAGAUAUGAGGUUGCUGUACCUCUUUGUAAACAAGCUCUUGAAGAUCUGGAGAAGACUUCGGGUCACGAUCAUCCUGAUGUUGCCACUAUGUUGAACAUACUUGCUUUGGUGUACAGAGACCAGAACAAAUACAAAGACGCAGCAAAUCUCCUGAAUGAUGCCUUGGCUAUCCGUGAAAAGACUUUGGGCAAAGAUCAUCCAGCGGUGGCAGCAACUCUAAACAAUCUUGCGGUUCUUUAUGGUAAACGGGGAAAGUACAAAGAAGCUGAACCUUUGUGUAAGCGAGCUCUGGAAAUCAGAGAAAAGGUCCUGGGGAAAGAUCACCCCGACGUUGCCAAACAGUUAAAUAACUUGGCUUUACUCUGCCAGAACCAGGGUAAAUAUGAGGAGGUAGAAUAUUACUAUCAGAGAGCACUGGAAAUUUACCAAACUAAGCUGGGACCAGAUGAUCCAAACGUUGCAAAAACAAAGAAUAACCUGGCAUCCUGCUAUCUAAAACAGGGUAAAUUUAAGCAAGCGGAAACUUUGUACAAAGAGAUUCUUACUCGUGCUCAUGAACGGGAAUUUGGCUCUGUAGAUGGUGAAAAUAAGCCUAUUUGGAUGCAUGCGGAAGAGAGGGAAGAGUGCAAAGGAAAGCAAAAAGAUGGCACAUCUUUUGGAGAAUAUGGUGGCUGGUACAAAGCUUGCAAAGUUGAUAGUCCAACAGUAACAACUACAUUAAAGAACCUGGGGGCACUUUACAGACGACAAGGCAAAUUUGAAGCUGCUGAAACAUUAGAAGAGGCAGCAAUGAGAUCUCGUAAACAGGGUCUUGACAAUGUUCAUAAACAGAGAGUUGCUGAAGUGCUCAAUGACCCUGAGAGCAUAGAAAAGAGGCGAAGCCGAGAAAGUCUCAAUGUUGAUGUGGUAAAGUACGAGAGUGGUCCCGAUGGAGGCGAGGAAGUGAGUAUGAGCGUAGAAUGGAAUGGGGAUGGCACUGGAUCUUUAAAACGCAGUGGUUCCUUUAGCAAACUUCGUGCUUCCAUUAGACGCAGCAGCGAGAAGCUGGUUAGAAAGCUGAAGGGAGGAAGUUCACGAGACAGUGAGCCCAAGAAUCCAGGCAUGAAGCGUGCCAGUUCUCUGAAUGUUCUUAACAUGGGUGGCAAGGCUGCUGAAGAUCACUUCCAAGGAGGUGUAAUUGCUGCUAAUGAAACCACUCAUGAGGAUCUUGCUCGCUGUUUGUCCUCAGGAACGAAAUAAUUGUCUGACAGACUCGAGAGCUCUGAGUGUCAGUCAAACUGAUUUGGCGCAUUGAGAUUCUUGGACAGAAGCUAGCUAAUAUUCCUUUGUGAAUAAAGAAGCACUGAGAUCUUCAAAGCUUUGGUUCCUCAUCAUUACGUGUAGGAACAUGUAUAGGAACACCUAGUUCGUAGAUUUUUUUUCCUCUUGGUUUUGCAACGGACUGCUGUUAUUCCUUUUCUAAAUAGGGAUAAUUUACAACAUGGCAUUAGUGGGUAUUUUCUUCUAAAAGAAAACAGUAUAGGUAUAUAUUGCUCAUUGCACUGCUCCCAUUCAUGUUACUUACAUUGAUUUCUUUAGGAAGUCUGAGUAAAACAGCAGCCAAACAACUGUAAAAAUGCAAACAUAUUUAAAGCAUACCAAAAUGCAAAGAUGCUUGAAAAUGAGGGCAAAAUGAAACGUGUAGCGGUAAAUAUAUACAGCGCUGGAGAAAAGGAUAAGUUGUGUGCAUUACUGUAUCCACUCAAACUCAACAUACUGUACUGGUGGGGCUCUCCAUCGCACCACUGAUUAUUUUAAUGUUAAAGACCUGAGCUAGCAAAACAGCACUUAAACACGGAUUACUUAACCACUAGAUCGAGCUAAUACAUUGUAUGAGAUGGCUGGGGUUACGUUACAUAUAGCACGAAUAGGAAUUCCCGUGACCGUAACUUUGAUACCUGUUGAUAAAAGUCUUAGGGCACAAUAAUGGAUGGAGAUAGGACAGUUCAAGCUGAUGAGAACAAAUGGAGAAUGUUUUGACCUUUGUCUCGUAUGGUGGAAGGAUGCCGAAGUUCUGGACUGCAUCUGUCCCAGAGCAGCUGCUGUUGCUCCUGGGGAGACGCCGCGCCUCAGGUUGACUUUCCCGCUUGUCCACUGGAACGCGGUCCCUGUUCUCUGCGUGCUCCGAGUGCUCCGGCACGUCCCUGUGCCCAUCCCACACGCCGCCUCUCUCCGCAAUAGCUGAUGCCAGCAGAAGCGGGCAGCUGCCGGCCGGGCUGCUGCGCUGGGAGCAGCUGCGAGCAAAGGAGCACUCCAACCUUACGGGCCCCGGUGGAAGCGCGGGAUGGCCGUCGGUGGCAAGCAACUCGUUGGGCCACGCAGCCGAGUUAAACCUACUUACGGUUACAUAGAUGCUGUUUGUGUAAAGGACUGCUGCUGGAACCAAGUAUGCAAGUUUCAAGUAUUCCAUAGACACUAGUAUUUUCUUUUGCUUUUCUGUAAAGCUUGUCAUUUUGUCCAUCUUUUGUAGAAACUUCUAUUUGUGCGAAGUUGGAUGAAAAGGUUUAAAAAAAAAAAGUAAAAAUGCAUUUGUGGUCGUAGUUGUGAGUUAGAAAAUGCAGAACAGAGUUAACUUAAGGAAAGCUGGAAUAUCCGUUCAGGAUCAGCACUGACUGAAGGAGGUAAUGGACAAGUUUUAGUGUUUGAACAGGCUGUGAAGAGUCCUUAGAAUUAGUACUUCUUAGAAGUAUUCCACUGCUUUUGCUCUGGUUCUAAGCUGUGUUACAGUACCUGCUGCGUAUGUCUGCACUCGCCCAUGUUUACCAGAGGUACCGUGUCAGCAUCUCUGAAGAAAGCUGCACGUGGUGCCCCUGCUACGAGGACAGCUUAGAGACGGUGAGAUACGAUGCUGCUAAUAUGUAGAAGUUUAGCACAGAAUAGUGCAAUUCAUUAAUGAACUUGAGCAAGAACAAGUUGUUGCUCAGUUAUCUUAACAAUAUAUACUCAUAUAAUGUAGACUCUUGAGUUUUAAUCUUUUAUUAAAGAGCUUUUUAUAUAAGAAAAUAUAUAUAUCUAAUAUAUACUUUUCCCCUGGAGCAGAAUGCGCUGUGUGCACCCACUGGUCAAUGGGGGUCUGUGCAGAGAGGCAGGCUGAGCGCUGUGCAGGGAGCCCCGUGCUGGGUGCUCACUCAGCACUCGCUGCCCAGCGCCAGCUCCCACAGCGGCGCUGCCUGUCCCGGCCGCUGUUCUGUGACAAGCUCCGACUGCAAACACCCCGGAGAGUGCCCCUGCUUCACAGCAGCGCGGUGCUAUUGCUGCAGGAGCGGCUCAGUGGGCCUGGUAACAGCGUUCUGUGGAGUUCAGUGUUUCACUCCGAGGCGUUUAUAGAAGCCUAACUUGCUUUGAAUUUUUUUUUUUAAAAAAAGCUAUUUGGGCACAGAACGGAGUUUGGUAAUAAGGAACUACUUGAAAGAAAUGGAAUAUCUUCAAACACUUUUGUCUUUAACAUUUAAAGGAAAUUCUUCGCAGACUCUAAAGUUUAAAUAGAAACACUGAAUGGUGUUAAUGGUUAAAGUACAUGAAGCUUCCAAAAUGCAUGACCGGAGUAUGUGAGCUCUCUCACUGAGGGCUGCCCAUAGCUCUUACUGUUGCUGGUUUUACCAGUGCUGUGCUUUUACACGUUUUAUUCUACGUUUUGAAGCAUGUUGGAAGAUAAAUCUGAAUUGCUGAGCUACAGCUUACUGAACAAUUCUUACAUUUAAAUAUUUUUUUCAGAAAAGAAACCCAAAUUUCCUAAACCCCAAAGGACGAUGGCCAAGUACUUAGAAAAAGUCUUACAGCUACGAGCCAGUGUGCUGCUCGUAGUCUGAGAGAAACUUUUACCCUGCAAAACCAAACUUAGAGUCAAGCUGAAGUCCUUGUGUUCCAGUCAGGAAUUAGCUCCUGCCGUGACCUGCCUCGUACACACUGCAGUAUCAGGUGGGCUUCUUAGUUUGCUUUGACGUAGGAUUUUCUUUCUGAAUUUCCUCAGUUCCCAUUGCAGCUAGCAGUCUGCAUGAAGUGCAAGACCAAAAGACCCAACUGUUGAAUUCUUGGAUGUCUUCAGUACCAAAUUUAAAUCAAUAGCUCUGAAGCAGAAAACCGAAAGAGACCUUUGGAAUGGACAGGCAUCUUGUCAGGAGAACUGCAGCCUUGGUAGUACCUGGUUUUUAAUGUGGCAUGUGUUUCCUUGUUCAGAAUUGUGAAGCUGAACUUCAUUACAAAGGUUACAAAGACUUGAGGUUAUGCCAGUUGCUCUCCUGUUGGCAGCAGCUCACUGAGGCUGGUGAGCCCCAUGUAGGAACAGUCGUAUGCAAACGAUUGACAGAAGCUGCCUGCUGCCUUUCUCUCCGGCAGUAUUUGUUCCGAGUUUGGAUCUCGUUAGUUCUUACUGUAAAAUGCAACCAUCUCAUGACCAGCUCUUCCAGAGGAGUAACCGGGCUGCUCUGAUGGCUGUGCUUGUAGUGCUGCAAGGACAGGGCACGGCAGUUAAGCAACAGAAAAGCAAUAGGGCACGUUUGAGUUCGUAUCUUUCCUUAAAACAAAAGUCCCCAAACCUCCUGGAAUUGUAGCAAAUUAGAACUGGUUUUAAGCUUGAGAAGUAUUUGUCCAGUAACUUUGAAAAGUGUGGUUCUGUUGCAAAUAUGUAGUAAAAGAUGUGCAGUGCUUCAGCAGCAGUGUGUUUACAGUACUUUUAGAGAGUGCUAGCUUUAGCUUUUGUGACACAGGUGCUGCACUGUGUGUGACAGCUGCUAAGAGCAGGGCAGUUCGGGUUAUGUCAGCCUGUCCUGAGAGAACAAAUCUUAAAAGAUACCUGAUGCUAUGAAGAUUUGCUUCCUUGUAGCAACUUUACAUUGUCACCAGCAUAGAAAUAUUUGAAAUAUCAACCUUGGGGUUUUGUUAAGUGGUUUCAAGUUGAGGUAGAUUUUGAACAAUUGCAUUUGAUGUUUCUCAAACCAUUCUUGAUAGGCUCAGCACACUGAUUAGGCAAGGUCAGUAGUUAAGAAAAAAUAUUUUUAAUGUUGAUUUAUCAUUUGGAGGAAAAUAGCUUUGGUUUUAUAUAUAAAUCUUUUUUAUGUGUGGAUUUCGUAUCUGAUUACAAACGUAAAACUUUCUAAGAUUGGCUUUAAAAUGCAGCAUUUUGCUCUCCAUGUCUCACUGCUGUUGGUUACAGCUAUGGAAGAAAUCCAGUGCAGAGGUCACUUGUUUGUCUUACCGCAGAACAAAUGGCACGUGUUACAAAUAGCAUGCACUGUCAUUUCAUCAAGAAACUUGGAACGAGAUUGUUUUUGUGCUUUACUACAUCUGUUCUCUAAAUAUAUCGCUCGUGUCUAUUUUUCUUUACAAAUCAACCUGGCUUUACUGCUCAAGAGCAAUCUGUUUCCAGAACUCUGUAUGGUUCUUCUGAAAAAGGUCCCUUGAAAUGCAUCACAGAGCUGUAGAUUAAUCUGAAGCUGUUUAAAAGUUUUUCAAAGUGUAGAAAAUAAAAUACUUAAAAUAUCUCACAGGGUAAAAACGAGUAUACUCAACACAUCCUAGAAUGUAAAUUUUCUUUGUAAAAAUUGGUUCCAUUUUUCCUGUACAGAAACAAAUCUCGGUUGUGAAAUCCAAAGAUGAAUAAAGCUGUAUAAAGGGAAGGUUCCUAAA
This is a messenger RNA of Numida meleagris (helmeted guineafowl), 6602 nucleotides long. RefSeq names its product kinesin light chain 1 (gene KLC1). Bases 258 to 2177 code for a protein of 639 amino acids. The record is from RefSeq and is a predicted model, not a curated record. Gene Ontology annotation, biological process: axo-dendritic transport. NCBI's taxonomy places the organism in Eukaryota, Metazoa, Chordata, Aves, Galliformes, Numididae. Gene Ontology annotation, cellular component: cytoplasm; kinesin complex; membrane-bounded organelle. Gene Ontology annotation, molecular function: kinesin binding. The transcript has 17 exons.